Molecule: messenger RNA, 4257 nt
Organism: Anguilla anguilla (European eel)
Lineage: Eukaryota; Metazoa; Chordata; Actinopteri; Anguilliformes; Anguillidae
Product: collagen alpha-1(XIX) chain
Exons: 56
Coding region: 150-3695 (1181 amino acids)
Cellular component (GO): collagen type IX trimer
Source: RefSeq, a predicted model, not a curated record
CGGUGAGACUAAUAAGGACAGAGAUGCAGUUGGAGGUCCCAUUCUCACGUUUUAUUUCUAGUCGACUUUGGAUUCGCAGCUGACUUGAACAUGUGUUCAUAACCCCUAAAGGAUUGUUUUUUGUGCUUUGGAGGAAACUUUCACGGGAUAUGCGUCCAAGAGGCCAUUUGGCAUGCGCCAGAGAAGACAUGUGUCACCUGCUCAGAUGGACUAUUUUUCUCUGGAUUGUUAGCGCCAUUCCUUAUACUUUUGGAAUGGCGGUCAGCGAGAGAACAGAUGAUUCAUGCCCUAAUUUAAGAAUAGAAGAGAGCCGGUAUGUCCAGGGUCUGCGGCCUUAUGAAAUCACAGGAUUUGAUUUGACUGAGAAGUUCCUGCUCCGAAAAGGGACAGUGACCGAGGACCGGCCGUCCUUCCGUUUGGGCAGCACGCCCCUCAUCAAGCCCACACAGUUCGUCUUUCCCAACGGGCUGCCGGACGAAUACUCGCUGGUCGCCAUAUUCCGCCUGCGAAAGACCACCAAGAAAGAUCGCUGGUACCUCUGGCAGAUUUCUGACCAAUCGGGAGGCUCGCAGGUGUCCGUCAUCGUGGACGGCGGCAAGAAGACGGUGGAGUUCUCGGCCCGGGGGCUGCUGAAGAACAACCUGCACUACACCUUCCGGAGCCGGGACCUGCAGUCGCUGUUCGACCGGCAGUGGCACAAGCUGAGCGUGACGGUGCAGGCCAGCAUCCUGUCCAUCUACAUGGACUGCGCGCUGAUCGAGCGUCGCCUGACCGAGGAGAAGGACGCCGCGGGCUCCGCCGGGCGCACGCUCAUCGCCACGCGCGUCGAGGACGGCCGCCCCGUAGACAUUGAACUGCAGCAGAUCCUCAUCUACUGUGAUCCCCGGAUCGCCGAGAAGGAGACCUGCUGCGAGAUGCCCGGCUCAACGUGCGCUCCGAUGGAGUUUAUGGAAGCCACGCCCCCGUCGCCGGUGACCACCCCCCUCCCGAGGAUGCUGUCCCAGCAGGUGGUGCGGCGCGGAGACGCGUGCUACUGUCGGGGGGAGAAGGGAGACCAAGGGUUGCCAGGUUUGGAAGGACUCCCCGGAAUAAAGGGGGAUAAAGGCGACAAGGGGGACAUUGGAGAAGAUGGGGAACCAGGCAGCCCUGGAUUAAAGGGCGACAGAGGGAUCGCCGGGCUUCCCGGUCUGGACGGGAUCGCUGGGCGUAAGGGCGAGGCGGGCGAUCCAGGCGUCCCGGGACUGGACGGCGAGAAGGGUGAGAAGGGAACAGCGGGAGAGCAAGGUCCUGUGGGCUUACCUGGAAAAGAUGGCUUGAAGGGAGAUCCUGGACUUGAUGGCCUGGUCGGCCCCAGAGGUGAUAAAGGAGAUAUGGGCCCUCCCGGACUGCCAGGUCUCUCUAUGGAACGUGAAGGACUAAAAGGAGAGCCCGGCAUGCCAGGUGUUCCCGGAGAACAGGGACCAGCUGGAACCCCAGGAGCUCCGGGUGCAGAGGGCAAGAGGGGUCGCCGAGGGAAAUCGGGCGAGCCCGGCCCCCCUGGACCCCCGGGAGAGAGGACUGGCUCAGAAGGGUCAGGAAUCAAGGGGAGCAAAGGUGAGCCGGGGGCAGGAGGAGAGAAGGGCGAGACGGGAGACCCUGGUCAUACAGGAGGAGCGGGGGAGAGUGGAGCGAAAGGAGAGAAGGGUGAAGUUGGAGCCCGAGGUCCCCCUGGCCCAGUGAUGACCGCUCAUGGACUGAGGCAUCUCACCGGGUCUGGAGAAGCAGGCGAAAAGGGACAGAAGGGAGAGAAAGGCGACCAGGGCGAUAUUGGCAUCGAAGGACCUCCCGGCCUAAAGGGGGUGAUGGGAAGCACUGGACCGCCGGGCCCAGUGGGACCUCCGGGCGUAGAGGGCAAAGAGGGCCCGCCAGGACACCUGGGACUGCGUGGUCUUCCGGGAGACGUGGGCUCUCCUGGGGACCCCGGACUGCCUGGAGAAGACGGUCUUAAAGGAGAGAAGGGCGACUCGGGGGGGGUGACAGGACCCCCUGGCCCCCCAGGUCCCAAAGGGGAGCCGGGAACCCUAGGACUAGGAUCAUCCAGCAAUCCGGCAGGAGGAGCAUCCGGACCCAGGGGUUCUCGGGGGCCAAAGGGUGAGAGAGGGCUCCCAGGUCUGAUGGGAGAGCCGGGGGAAAAGGGUGAUGCAGGCCUGGGCCUCCCAGGGCCCCCGGGCCCCAGGGGACCAGAGGGGAAGCCUGGAGUUCAGGGUCCUUACGGACCCCCUGGCCCAACAGGACCAGCUGGACCUGUAGGAAAUCAGGGCCCCCCAGGCAGAGAUGGUAGGCCUGGCCCCCCAGGACCCCCCGGUGAACUGACUGCACUGCCCAUUGUUGGGGAGAUGGGCACCCCACUCAAGAACGCCUGCAGCUCGUGCCAGACGCGGGUUUCGGGGCUGCCCGGUCAGAAGGGCGAGAAGGGCGCCCCCGGGAUGCCCGGAGCGGAGGGUCCUGAGGGUGAGAAGGGUGAUCAAGGAGUACGAGGGCAAAUGGGGAACCCAGGGAAGGAGGGGCCCAAGGGCGUGAAAGGAGAGAGAGGUUUUCCUGGUCCUGUCGGAGACAAAGGUGAUGAGGGUCCUCCAGGUGUACCCGGAUUCCCUGGAGCCAUGGGGCGGACAGGAAGUCCAGGAAUGAUGGGAAGACCGGGGCCUAUGGGACAUCCAGGACUUAAAGGUGAACGGGGCAGCGAGGGUCCCGCUGGCAUUCCUGGACCCCCAGGCCCACCGGGUAUCCUCCACCCAGAGGGGAAUGGGAUGAGCAGUCUUUACAAGCUGCAGGGCAGCGGUGCCAUGGGAUAUCCUGGACCCCCGGGCGCUCCGGGCCCCAAAGGAGACGAAGGCCGAGCCGGCGAAGCAGGUGCAAUGGGCCUGCCCGGGCUGGAAGGGCUGCCCGGUGCCAAGGGUGAUCCCGGAAUUCCAGGCGUUCCGGGGAUUCCUGGUCCUCCAGGGAAGAGCGGUGCUGCCGGCCACCCGGGUUCCCCAGGAGAGCCGGGCGAGAGGGGGCCCAUGGGGGAGACGGGAUUUUCGGGGCCCGAGGGACCUCGUGGCGCACCGGGAAGGCCAGGAAAGGACGGUAUCCCAGGUUACGAGGGAGCCACAGGUAGACCCGGAGACAGAGGUCCAAAAGGAGAACGGGGGGAUCCCGGAAUCCCGGGAGAACGAGGAGUGCAGGGGGAGCGGGGCCGACCGGGAGACAAAGGGGCCGCCGGACCCUCGGGACUGAGAGGAGACCCCGGCCCCCCUGGGGCUCUGGGACCCCCCGGGCUGCUGGCCGACGCGGACGCCCUGGAGGAGAUCAAGAGGUUCAUCCGCAGCGAGGUGCUGAGGGUGUUCGAAGAGAAGCUGUCAGGCCAGGGCUUCCUCCAGAAGAAUCCGGCAAACAUCCUGGCCCCUAACAUUCGCCCGGGCCCCCCCGGGCCCCCAGGUCAAGACGGCUCCCCCGGGCCCCCAGGAGAACCGGGGACACCGGGCCCUCAAGGGUACCGGGGACAGAAGGGAGAGAGGGGACAGCUCGGUUUGGGAAUCACAGGAGCUCCUGGUCCCACCGGCCCACCAGGUGCGCAUGGCGUUGGGCAUCAGGGCCCACCGGGCCCCCAGGGGCCUCAGGGGCCCACAGGAAGGUGCGACCCCAGCGACUGUCUCCACGCGCGGCGGAACGGCUAGGCCCAUCGUACCCGAGCCUUUCCUCGCCCGCGCGGGCCUCCGCACGCUCCACAUCUGAGACGGGCUGACUGUCCGUCUCCCCGCGGCCCCUCCUCAACCCGCCGCCUCAUCAACGUCACGCGUCCACCCGGUGAACAGCACACCUCCAAGGGAAAGAGAGAGAGAGAGAGAGAGAGAGUAGCCUCUGCCAAAUGGCUGAAAUUCACAUUUCAUUUCAGUAAUGAUUUCAGCUGCAUCUCAACAAGGCUCCAUAUUCGUUCAUAUAAGUUGUUAUUAUUAUUUGUCACGUUGGUCAAGGGUAUGAUUUAUACUUUAUUGCUUUUAAAAUAUUAUGAAGCCUCCCCCCCCCACCUCCCCUCAAUCUCCAUCAACCAGAGCAUUCCAUGAAUUAAUUUGUAUUUAAUCUUUAAAGAUUUACAUUUUUAAAUGCUAAACAGUCCUUUAGUUCUUCUCCAAAAUAUGUGAAUUAUUUUCUGUUUAUUGAUGCAGCAGUUUUGGCAGUUUCUUUCAAUGUGCCAAUAGUCUGCAAGUUAAAUGGGGGUAAACAAUUAUAUAUAUAUAU